Acomys russatus (golden spiny mouse) is the source of this 839-nucleotide messenger RNA. It is a transcript of the gene Rnf222, whose product is annotated as ring finger protein 222. The transcript has 2 exons. Lineage: Eukaryota; Metazoa; Chordata; Mammalia; Rodentia; Muridae. The record is from RefSeq and is a predicted model, not a curated record. The coding region runs from base 124 to 759 and encodes 211 amino acids.
UCUCUGACAGCCUCGGGCCACCACAUAAGGGGACUCUGAAGAAUGACUGAACAAGGCUGGCGUGUGACUGCUCAGAGCCGGACAGGCAUUUGCAUGUAUAAGGCCUGCUGUCUCUGAGGGGCCAUGUCAGAAGGGGAAAGCAAGGACAGCUCGGGCAGCGAGUGCCCCGUGUGCUACGAGAAGUUCCGGGAUCUGGAGGGCGCCAGCCGGACCCUGAGCUGCGGCCACGUGUUCUGUCAUGAUUGCUUGGUCAAGUACCUGCUCUCUACCCGGGUGGACGGACAGGUGCAGAGGACUAUCGUCUGCCCCAUCUGCCGCUAUGUCACCUUCCUCAGCAAGAAGAGCUCCCGCUGGCCCUCCAUGCUGGACAAAAGCUCCCAGACCCUGGCUGUGCCUGUGGGCCUGCCGGCCAUGCCCUCACCAGACCGUGGGGGUCACACAAACCCCCUGGCUGUCUCCCAGCAGGUCUGGAGACAAUCACCAAGUCAGGGGCCUCAGCUCCCCUUGGACCUGCUGCCCACCCUGCCCCGAGAGUCACAGAUCUUCAUCAUCAGUCGCCAUGGGAUGCCACUGGGGGACCAGGACAGUGUGCUGCCCCGACGCAGCCUAGCGGAGAUAUCGGAGGCAUCCCCUGCUCCCAGCGCCACCCGCUCCUUCUGCUGCCGCUCCCGGGCCCUCCUACUCAUCACCCUCAUCGCUGUAGUGGCUGUGGUCGCUGCCAUCCUGCCCUGGGUGCUGCUGGUGAGGAAGCAGGCAUGAGUAGCAGUAUACAGGGCACAGGGGAGUGAGGCUCAGCUUUUAAACUGGGCUCCAUGCUCCACCUGUCAUGGCAUGGGAGA